Drosophila ficusphila is the source of this 2009-nucleotide messenger RNA. RefSeq names its product medium-chain acyl-CoA ligase ACSF2, mitochondrial (gene Acsf2). Gene Ontology annotation, molecular function: medium-chain fatty acid-CoA ligase activity. The transcript is spliced from 3 exons. The coding region runs from base 161 to 1945 and encodes 594 amino acids. Lineage: Eukaryota; Metazoa; Arthropoda; Insecta; Diptera; Drosophilidae. The record is from RefSeq and is a predicted model, not a curated record. Gene Ontology annotation, biological process: fatty acid metabolic process.
ACUGCGGUCGUUCUUUUUCCUACAACUAAUAAUUGUGAUAAUAUUGCAAAAAAAAACAUAACACCUAUAAACUAAGACAAGAAAAGUGAAAUUAAGCAUAUUAUGAAAUUGUAAUAUUUGAGUAUUAAUAUUAAAAACAGCAACUGUGAUAAUCAGCAAGAUGAAUAGGAAUUUAAAGACCUUUUCCAAGUUUUUGCUUAGGCAAAGAUGUGUGUUCAACUCCAUGCGAAGUAUUUCCACUUCGAUGCCUGUCCUGAUCAGCCAUAUGCAUUAUGUGGGCAAGGAUCCUCUGGUUUAUCACACCAUUGGUCAGCAGUUGGACUUGACAGCUGCUAAAUAUGGAGAUGUAGAAGCGAUUGUAUCCUGUAAGGAGGGAAAGAGGUACACCUUCAAGAGUUUACUGAAGGAGGCGGAUGCUUUGGCGGCAGGAUUCAGGAAGUUGGGUCUCCAAAAGGGCGAUGCCAUCGGUCUGUGGGCUCCCAACUACAUGCACUGGUAUCUGGGAAUGAUGGGAGCAGCUCGAGCAGGACUCACUUCUGUGGGUCUGAAUCCCGCUUUCCAAGGACCUGAGAUGGCCUAUUGCCUCAACAAGGUUGAUAUUAAAGCCAUUAUUGCACCGGAAUCCUUUAAGAGCCAGAAUUACUACGAGAUUUUAAAGAGUAUCUGCCCGGAAAUAUCGGAUGCGGAACCUGGCAAAAUCAAGAGUGAAAAGUUCCCCCAUCUGAAAUCCGUAAUAAUCGAUGGCAAUGAUAGCCUGAAAGGGGCUUUUCGUUUUGAUAACUUACUGGAUCUGGCCAACCAAUCGGAACGGGCAGAGGUGGCUCAAAUCCAGAAGAGCAUUCAGCCAGAGUCAGCGUGUAAUAUUCAAUUCACAUCGGGAACCACGGGAAAUCCCAAGGCGGCUGUGCUUUCCCAUUUCAAUUUCGUGAACAAUGGCAUCCACGUUGGAAAUCGCAAUGAAUUGGAGGGCGAAAGGAUUUGUGUUCAGGUGCCAAUGUUCCAUGCUUUCGGAGUGAUCAUCACCAUCAUGGCAGCACUGACCAAGGGAGCCACAAUGGUCCUUCCCUGUCCUGGUUUUAAUCCCAAGGAUUCGCUGGCUGCGAUUGUCAAGGAAAAGUGUACCAUGAUCCAUGGCACACCCACCAUGUAUGUGGAUUUGGUCAACACGCAAAAGAAACUGCAAGUGCCGCUGGGCAGGAUCAAGAAGGCCGUAACAGGAGGAGCCAUCGUAUCGCCGCAGCUCAUCAAGGAUGUGCGAGAUGUCCUAAGAGUGGAAUCAGUUCGCAGUGUCUAUGGUCUCACGGAAACCACAGCUGUGAUCUUUCAAUCCAGACCAGGUGAUAGCAAUGAUAUUGUCCUGAACUCAGUGGGUCAUCUGCAGGAUCACAUCGAAGCAAAGGUGGUGGAUGCGGAGGGCAACUGUGUGCCCUUUGGACAACCUGGAGAGCUCUGUGUCCGAGGAUAUACCACCAUGUUGGGUUACCAUGGUGACGAGGAAAAAACCAAGGAAACCAUUGGCAAGGAUCGCUGGUUGCGCACUGGCGAUCAGUUUAUCCUGGAGGAGAAUGGCUACGGAAGGAUCGUGGGUCGCCUGAAGGAGAUGCUCAUCCGCGGAGGCGAAAACAUUUUCCCCAAAGAGAUCGAAGACUUUUUGAACUCCCACCCCCAGGUCAUUGAAGCUCAUGUCAUUGGAGUACCUGAUGAGCGACUGGGCGAAGAGGUCUGUGCCUUUGUUCGCCUGGAAGAAGGCGUUGACCCCACUUCCUUCACAGCGGAGACCCUAAAGGCUUAUAGUAAGGGCAAACUUGCACAUUUCAAGGUUCCCAGAUAUGUGAUCAUUGUAGAUUCAUUCCCCAAAACAACCUCUGGCAAGAUUCAGAAGUUCAAGCUAGUCGAGGCUUUUAACCAGGAACAGGAAAAAUAUAUUAAGGCAGAUAGAGCUUAGUUAUACAAUAAUUGUAAUACUUUUCAUAGAAAAAUAAAAUUAGAAUUAUAUUUUAUUUGAAAAA